This is a messenger RNA of Solenopsis invicta (red fire ant), 4260 nucleotides long. RefSeq names its product dnaJ homolog subfamily C member 5 (gene Csp). The transcript is spliced from 8 exons. Lineage: Eukaryota; Metazoa; Arthropoda; Insecta; Hymenoptera; Formicidae. Gene Ontology annotation, biological process: regulation of neuromuscular synaptic transmission. Gene Ontology annotation, cellular component: type Is terminal bouton. Bases 194 to 1048 code for a protein of 284 amino acids. The record is from RefSeq and is a predicted model, not a curated record.
AAUAUUGAAUCGAGCUUUUCGUAUGGUGCUGAUGGUGCUCCAGAACACUUCUGCUGAAAGAAUGCGCGCAUUUUCGUACGGCCCAUCGAAGAAAAUGUUCGCGUAGUAUCGUUCAGAAAGAUCGACCGUGGACAAACUUUGACUCAUUUGGCUAAUUUGCGUGAGAAAUUGAUUGAUCGGUACCUCUUUCACCAUGGACAGAAGAAAAAUGUCUACAGCAGGGGAUUCCCUUUAUCAGAUUUUGGAAGUUCCAAAAACUGCCACUUCGGAGGAUAUUAAAAAGACGUAUAGAAAACUGGCCCUGAAAUAUCAUCCUGACAAAAAUCCUAAUAAUCCAGAGGCAGCUGAAAAGUUUAAAGAAAUAAAUAGAGCACACGCUAUACUGACAGAUCUAACCAAACGUAAUAUAUAUGAUAACUAUGGAUCUCUUGGUCUAUACGUCGCGGAACAGUUUGGAGAAGAAAAUGUUAAUGCUUACUUCGUUGUCACCUCUGGAUGGUGCAAGGCUCUGUUCAUAAUUUGUGGAUUACUUACCGGUUGUUACUGUUGUUGCUGUUGUUGCUGCUGUUGUUACUUCUGUUGUGGUAAAUGCAAACCAGCUCCUCCCGAGGAUUCCGGUGCAUACCAUAAUUUACAGUUGGAAAGCAUGUCAGCGAGGAAAGAAUAUCUUAGUAGAUAUCUAAUUGCAAAAACAAGCGAUUUAAGGAGUUCAUGCAACUUACAUAUUAUCGACGUAUGCAUAAAACGGAACCUGAAUCCAGAGGGUGUUGUGACAGAUCAACCGCGAGGUUUUGGCAAGGAAGACGAAAGCGACGAUGACGCUGUGACAUCUCAACCUCAAAGUGGUGCGUCGCAAAAUGCUUCUAAUAUACAACAACCAAUAUUUGCCAUGCCUGCACCAGGAUCAGCGGCACCAGCGACAACGGUUAACGAAAGCACGAAUCUGAACAGCGGCGGUGAACGUGUGAUUUAUACCACUGCGGCUGCCACAAAUCCAUUCAUAGGAGCCAAUGCACCUACAAGUGACACCGGACCAACCAGAUGGUAGACUGAAUAAACUCACCAUGGAAAAUCUGUUACACAGACAUUGAAUUCAUAUUUGUAGUACCGGAUCUCUACUUUAACAUAGCUUAUAAGUUGUCUUGAUUGUCUUGAUAAAAUAGGUGGUAAUUGGUAUAUGUUAUAACGUAAUUUAUAACGUAUAUUGAUACCUAAAUUAUAACGUUAUAAGUUAUAAAUUUUUUUUUUUGUAUAUUCUGUAUCUCUAGAAAUCGUUAUUACGUUGUAUUUAUUCAAAUAGUCUCGAUCGAAACGAUCUCUUUGUAUUAUCCGAAUGUAAUUUAACUAACAUAGCGAUCUUCCACUGUAUAGAAAAUUAUUUUACAAUUUUCUCGUACAUGAGUAGAGAAGUAUGCUUUACACUUGUACUUUUCUAGUUUAUAAAGUUUUUUUUUUAUGUUUUAGUGUAUUUCUAAAAUAGAAUUUUUAAAAGAUUAGCACUUUUGCGAGCAAAGAGUAAACUAAGACGAAGCCUUUGAUAAGAAAUAUGAAUUCUUAUACCAAUUGUGUAAAACACGCGCGCGUGAAAUUACUCAGCUACAUAAUAUAAAAUAAUAGUCUUUCUUCUCUUUAGAAUAUUUGCACAUAGUAUCUUAAUGUGACCAUCCAUCUUCAAUUAAGUUUUUGAAAUAAUAUGUAACAUUUGGAGAUAUUAUAAUAAUUACACAUUAUAGAAAAUAUGAGAGUAUCAGUAGAACGAAAAGGAACGAUAGGUCUCGAAUAGAGUACGAAAGCAUUUUUUAAUCACUUUCAAGUUGGCUACUCGUUGAAGGCCUAAUUAUAAAGUUGUGCAACGUUUAACAUUUAUCUAUAAUAUAAUUAAUAAGCUCUUGUUUUUCAAUUUUCAAAUUAGUGCACUCUUGUUUAAUGAAAAUUUAAUCUUGAUCAUUGCUUAAAAAAUUGACAUAUAUUUACUAAAUUUAUUAAAUUUUGGAAAGAGGUGCACUUACAAAGAAAAUUGAUUCAAAUUUAUUUUAAAAAAUACUAUACACACAUGUGAGUGAGUGUGUGUAUGUGUGUGUGCACACACACACACACACACAUCAAUCUCACAAUUUUUGCACCUGUGUAUAUUGGUUGUUAGUAAUGUUAAGAAAUGAUAUUCGCGUGUGAAUAAUCUUUAUGAAAUAUAUAAAAACUUGUUACGAUAAUUACCUUUUGCAAACUAAAUCUCGUACCGUGCAUUUAUGACAUUUGAGAGUAUCUCUUAAGGAUAAUGAUGUGUAAUAUUAAUCUGAAAUUCCACUUAUCUUAAAAUUUUACGUCGUUCCAAUAUAUAGCCUAGACCAAAAAUAUUAGGCACGUUAAAUUUUUUUCAAGUAUUUUUAACUGGAAGGAUUUAAACAGAAAUAAAAAUGUUACUUAUCCGUUAAAUCGUUUCUAAAGCCCUUUAAACUCGUGUAUAAAAUAAUCAACGUAUGAAAUGGAUAUUACAAAUAAAACAAUUCCAAAUAAACGGAAAAAAUAUAGCUACCUAAUAAUUUUGUCCAAGGCUGUAUCUGUUUAUUCCAUUUGUUUCAUCUAAUUUACUUAAAAAUCACAUGUUUAUUUUAUACAUCGGAGUAAAAUUACUGAUGAUAUAAUUCAAUAUUUAACACCAUGAUUUCCAAUGAUUUAUUUUUUAAAAGAAAGUAUAACUCUUGAAAUGAAUAGAGGGUAUAAUCGAAGUAAAAUAAAUAAAAUAAAGAAUAAACAUUGCCUUUAUGCAAAAUAAAACUUACAUUUUUUUUAAGCAUUUUAUACCUUGAUGUUAUUUUGUAAUAAAAAAUUAAUAUUAGAAUCAUACACAUAAUUUCCGAAUAUCAAAUGAUUAUUUGAUUCUGAUUUGAAUCUCAUUCUUUAGAAAAUUAAUAAUUUUUUACAGACAAAAUUAUUUCGAAACGAUUUAUCGAUAUUACCGCUAAAAACAAUUUUACUCUCGGUGUCUCAAAGUUGUAAUUUCUUUUAUCUAUAUAUGCAUGUAUAUUGCAUUGACUAUUAUACUAUUAUUACGGUGAUUAAACGACGAAAAGAUUAGAACACGUCUUGGUGUGAUGUAUUCUGUAAUAUCUCUUACAAUUAGAUGAUACGUACACAAGCGCGAAGUUUAGACGUAACUUUUUGUAAAAAGUGUAAUCUCGCGUAUGUAUCUGUCGAUUAAAUUUUCAAAUUUUCACGCCGCGCACGUGAACGCACGCAUCGAUUAAAUAAUAUUGCAUGUUUACAAUAAGAUUUCUUUAAUUAUAAAUAUCUAUCUGUAUAUUGUGUCGAAUGUGUGAUCGUAAAUGGCAAAUAUUGUCAACGUGCAAAAAUAUUUUCAAACCGUUCCAGCAAUGUAAAAAACAACAUGGACAUAUAUAUUAUAUAUAUAUACAUACAAUCGCGCGUGAUGAAUAGUUGAUCGUACAUAAUUUAUAUUAUUAUAUAUCAAAAAGUGUGAGAUAAAUCUAAACGACUGAACGUAAUAUACGAAAGCCUGAAUUUUUCACAAGAUAUGCGCGUAAAUAUCUGUUAAAGAUUUUUGUUUUUUAAAACUACUUCGAAUAAAGUCAACUUUUAAAUAUUUUAUUAUGUCAUUUAUAUCAAGGUCCAUUAUAGCUAUAUCGAAUGACAUUACCGAAAAUGAAAAAUCGAAUGAAUUCUUUUUUUUCGUAAAUAAUUGAUCGAUAGAUAAACUGUCCCUCCUUCACUUGAUUCAACUGACACAAUUUUUAACUAUUUAAAAUUUUUUAUUUAUUAAAAUCGAAAAAAAUGUUUUGGAUAUAAAGUAUGUCGCUGUGGACUUGGCGGCGUAUUUAUGCUAUCAAACGUGAAAAUGUCAACUUGUUUUCAUCGUGUGUAUAGUAAGAAGAAAGAAUUCGUAAUUCAACAUAGUUGUGGUGUGAGAGAGAGAGAGAGAGAGAGAGAGAGAAAACCUUAAUUACACAUUUGUUUCAAGCAAUAGCAUCGAAUUUAUAUUAAGUAUUUACAUAACAAUUUACAUUAUAAAAUUUUAAUUUACAACAAUAUUUUUUAAACUUUAUUACUCAGGAAUUAUAGGUUUUUUUUCUUUUUUGCUAUUUAUUCGUCAUUAAAGUGUAUCUUAUACCAAUUUACAGAAGUGUACGGAAUGUUCUCGGUAAAAUAAUUAUAUACGUAUAUAUAUGGAGAUUGAAAGAGAAAUUUCAAUUCAAGAUCCGUAUAUACUCGUUCAGUUGCCUGUUUCGACAAUAUUAAUAUCAA